AACAUAUAAAUGGAGAUACUGAUGUUGAAUUCAUCUGUGUUUUGUUUAGAUGUCCCUGGUAGAUUUGGGAAAGAAGCUUUUAGAAGCCGCACGAGCAGGUCAAGAUGAUGAAGUUCGUAUUUUGAUGGCAAAUGGAGCUCCUUUUACUACAGACUGGCUGGGAACUUCUCCACUUCAUCUGGCAGCACAAUACGGACAUUAUUCCACCACGGAGGUGCUACUCCGGGCUGGUGUAAGUAGGGAUGCCCGAACCAAAGUGGACCGGACGCCUUUACAUAUGGCCGCUUCAGAGGGCCAUGCCAGCAUAGUAGAGGUUUUACUUAAGCAUGGUGCUGAUGUCAAUGCAAAAGACAUGCUAAAGAUGACGGCUCUCCACUGGGCCACAGAACACAAUCAUCCAGACGUGGUGGAACUUUUGAUCAAAUACGGUGCUGAUGUACACACACAAAGUAAAUUUUGUAAAACGGCAUUUGAUAUUUCAAUAGACAAUGGGAAUGAAGAUUUAGCAGAGAUAUUACAGAUUGCAAUGCAGAACCAAAUCAACACAAACCCAGAGAGCCCUGACACUGUGACGAUUCAUACUGCAACACCACAGUUUAUCAUUGGACCUGGAGGGGUGGUGAACCUAACAGGUCUGGUAUCUUCAGAAAAUUCAUCCAAGGCAACAGAUGAAACGGGUGUCUCUGCUGUUCAGUUUGGAAACUCCUCUACAUCAGUAUUAGCUACAUUAGCUGCCUUAGCUGAAGCAUCUGCUCCGUUAUCCAACUCUUCCGAAACUCCAGUCGUGGCCACGGAGGAAGUAGUGACUGCAGAAUCUGUGGAUGGUGCAAUUCAGCAAGUAGUUAGUUCAGGCGGCCAGCAAGUCAUCACCAUCGUUACCGAUGGAAUCCAGCUCGGAAAUUUGCACUCGAUCCCCACCAGUGGAAUAGGUCAGCCCAUCAUUGUGACUAUGCCAGAUGGACAACAAGUAUUAACAGUACCAGCAACAGACAUAGCUGAAGAAACUGUUAUAAGCGAAGAACCACCAGCUAAGAGACAAUGUAUUGAAAUAAUUGAAAACCGGGUGGAAUCUGCAGAAAUAGAAGAGAGAGAAGCUCUUCAGAAACAGCUGGACGAAGCAAACCGAGAAGCACAAAGAUAUCGACAGCAGCUUCUAAAGAAGGAGCAGGAGGCGGAGGCCUACAGGCAGCAAUUGGAAGCCAUGACUCGUCUUCAGACCCACAAAGAAGCCGUCUAGUGCCAGCUGUGACUGCUGUUUGGUUUUAGUUGUGGUCAAGCAAGGAUGCAAUCGGAACUGUACACCGCACGGGUCCAGUCAUAGGGAUACAGGACAAGAGAAGAGGCUGCAGGUCGGACGGACAUAAAGCCAUGAGCUCUGAAUUCUUGUAACAUACAAACUUAAGAAGUGAAAUGUAUUUAAAACAGAAUUCUGUACAUAGGUUUUUGUUUUGUUUUUUACAGUUCCAAAUGAGUUGAUAAAGACUGCUUAUGAGAUCCAAAAACCACAACAAGCCGCUGUUUUUGUGAAUUCUUUCCGAUUUUAGUAUGAACCUUAAUUUCUCAGAAACGGAACAGUUUUAAGGGUGAUGGUUGUUGGUUAGACCAAAUGUGUAUAAUUAUGUGGUGGACUGAUGCUGGAAUUUCUCCCGCAGGUGGAAACUACUCUGUGAAGAGAAGAGUUCUCCUCGGGAACUCUUUGCACAGCUUAAAGUUGUCUCAGAUUCUCUGAAAACGUUUUUUUAAGAAAGCAAAACUUUUAUAUUUGUUCACUUUCUGCUACACCCAAGUAGAUUUACAUGUAUAUGAAGCAAAUAUUUUUUAAAUUUUAUGUCUGUACAUAUUUUGCAUGUUUUCUAAUUUCAGAGCGCAUCGUUUGCAUAGGUAUUUUUCCCACGGAGGUGAUGAAAGGUCGUAAGGGGUGGGGGAUGUGGACAGGCUAUUAGUGUCUAGGCCAGUGAAAUGAAGUAAGCUAGCAGACAGUUUUAUUGGAGUGACAGUGUUCUUAGAAGGAGCAGCUUACACGCGGUAACGUGAAUUUGCAAAAUCUCUGCUUUUUGGAGAAUUUCAUAAAAGCGCGUGAACCUGUAUUCUGUGCCUGCCAUCAUGAUUUCCACAUGUAAGCACUUUAAGGCACUGGAUCUCACGAUAAUGUUUUUUGGGAAGAAACCCGAUGCAUAUGGGCUUCUAAAAUACUCCCUGGACUCAUUUCCUCCCCAGGAGAUUAUUCUAACGGAAUUAAAAUUUAAAAAAUGAAAAAAGAAAAGCUUUUUGUAUGUAGAACAAGAACUUUUUGAACUAUGGUGAUGCGUUAGCUGUGUAACAUUACUUUUCCUCCUCCCUGCGAAAGCUGUAUGUCUGUGCUGUGACUCAUCACAAGAUUGUUCAAUUCUACAGAGUACGGGCUCUAACUCUGCCAUACGAUUCUUUCUGUUUUUUUGUAAAACAUAGCUUCGGCCCUCAUCCCCCAUGCACACGCUUGCUUUAUUAUUUUCAGUGUGUUUUAUUGCUUUAUGAAAAUGUUUAUCUACUCCUAAAACCCCUCUACAUUAUCUAUACUGUACAAAGAAGCAAUUACCCUUAAAACUGUAUUCUGGGCUACUUUUCUAUUUUACAAUUAAAUAUCUUUUCCACAUA
Messenger RNA from Echinops telfairi (small Madagascar hedgehog), 2634 nucleotides. It is a transcript of the gene GABPB1, whose product is annotated as GA binding protein transcription factor subunit beta 1. The record is from RefSeq and is a predicted model, not a curated record. Gene Ontology annotation, biological process: positive regulation of transcription by RNA polymerase II. Lineage: Eukaryota; Metazoa; Chordata; Mammalia; Afrosoricida; Tenrecidae. Bases 50 to 1237 code for a protein of 395 amino acids. Gene Ontology annotation, cellular component: nucleus. Gene Ontology annotation, molecular function: protein binding; transcription cis-regulatory region binding. The transcript has 8 exons.